AAAAAGAAUACUCCCGAUGACUAGAGGAAAGAGGACGUUGCAUGAACCUGAACAUCUCGCCAAAAAAAGGAUGAAAACCUCAAAUUCAAAGGCAUCCCUAAAAGCAGAGGAAGAAAAGAAAAUUAUACGCAGAGCAACCACGCCACCAAUAACCGACCCAUCGAUUGUACCUGAUCCCAAUGUCAAUAAAGUCAUUUAUGGCUCGUAUGAAAUGGGUGCCUGGUAUCAUUCUCCUUAUCCUUAUGAGUUCGGUUCCUUUAUUGAACAAUUGUAUAUUUGCGAGCUCUGCCUAAGGUAUAUGAAUAAGGAAUCACAACUCGCUCAUCACAAGACAACAUGUAAAGCGAGAAAACCGCCCGGGAAAGUGAUUUAUGUUAACGGUAAAAUCAAGGUGUAUGAAAUUGACGGGCAUGAACACAAAAUGUACUGUCAAAACUUGUGUUUGAUGGCAAAGUUAUUUCUGGAUAAUAAAACGUUAUAUUACGACACAGAUGGAUUUAAAUUUUAUGUGCUGACAGAACAAAAUAGUAAAUAUAAAUCGAUAGAUGAAAUGGUGGGUUAUUUCUCCAAGGAAAAGAUUUCGUAUGAUGGGUAUAAUUUGGCGUGUAUCAUGACAUUACCAUCACAUCAACGGAAAGGGUAUGGUCGAUUACUGAUCGAACUAAGUUAUGAACUCUCGAAACAUCAAGGCAAGAUUGGCAGUCCCGAGAAACCUUUAUCGCCUCUGGGUAGUCUUGGUUACCAGUCGUACUGGGCAUCCACCAUCAUGACUACCUUACUGCAUUUUCGAGGUGAGGUGACAAUUAAGGAAAUAUCAAAGGAAACAUGUAUCCAUGAAGAAGAUGUCAUUGUGACCUUAUCGAGGCUAAACUUGCUUGCUUAUCGUCAACGCGUGAAUCGACAACAGAAUAUCUGUAUCUCGGAUCAAAUGUUGCAUGAUACUUUGAUUGAGUUUAAUAUAAAGUUGGGCCGUAAAUUAGAUCCUGAAAACAUUCGCUGGAAAUAGCUCUCUCUUUUCCCCUCCACCCCCAGCUUAUUUUUUCUUAUAAAAUCACCCGUGACCUUUUUUCUUUUUUUCUCUCUCUCCCUUUUU
This is a messenger RNA of Mucor mucedo, 1093 nucleotides long. RefSeq names its product acyl-CoA N-acyltransferase. The coding region runs from base 17 to 1006 and encodes 329 amino acids. The record is from RefSeq and is a predicted model, not a curated record. Lineage: Eukaryota; Fungi; Mucoromycota; Mucoromycetes; Mucorales; Mucoraceae. Gene Ontology annotation, biological process: regulation of DNA-templated transcription. Gene Ontology annotation, molecular function: histone acetyltransferase activity. The transcript has 7 exons.